CACACAUCCAGAACUACAAUGACUCUAUACAGGACGCAGAGACUGGGAAUGGAUAGGUGUAGUCGAGAGAAUUGUGCUGAUUCUGAGGCAUGCUAUGCCAGUUGACCUACAGGAUGUUUAUCUUACUUCAGUUCUUGAAGAUGAGAUUGAAAACUUUGUGAUGAAACCAGGAGUUAAUAACCCUGUGGUGUACAUCAACCGAAGUUUUGUCACCCAGCCUCAGAAUCCACAACAACCCCAGGCCAGGGACUACUUUGAUCUCCUUAGCAACCAGCUGGACUCCAAGGCUAAGAGCAAAGUGGACUCCUUGGCCUCCAAACUGGACAGUAGAUGUACAGAAAAGCUUCAAAUGUCCCUGUCCUGGUGUGAUGAGACUGGUUUCAGCCCCAGAAGUAAUCCUGAACAUGUGAAGUACCUGGACUCUCUGUGUGAGCAGUACUAUGGCAAGAUGAAAGUCCUGCUUGAGUCAUCCAUGAAACAGGUUUUAGUUCAGGCAGAGAACUUUAGGCAAAAAGGAGUGAGUUCUAAUCUCCAUGAAGAGCUUGUUAACCUCUUCAAACACAUCUUUAUCAAGAACUCAUUCAAGUUUUUUGGUGGAAGAGAAGCUAUCUUGAAGAAGAUUGAAAGCUACAUUGCCAGUGGCCACACAGGUCAGAGUGACACUGCAGUCAGGCCGUUACUGUUAACUGGGUCACAUGGAAGCGGCGCCAGUGGGAUCUGCAUCCUGACCAAUGGGAUAGUGCAUACCGUCCCAGGCUGGGAGGGCAGUGUCUGUGUACUGAGGAUUCUUAAGUUGUCCACUCGUGCCAGAACUGUGGAGACCAUGCUUCACUGUAUCCUGGAGCAAGUUUGUCUGGCAUAUGAUCUACCUAUGUCAUAUGCUACCAGGAGUCUUAAAGAACAACAGAAGCUAUUUUACAAUAUUCUGGAGAAAGUCACUGCAAAGAACCCUCUGAUCAUCAUCAUGGACGGUCUGCAGGAUCUUAUCCCUACACCUGGAGGCCAAGUUGAAUGGAUACCUGCUGAGCUGCCACCUAAUGUUAGGAUUAUUGUCACAGCAACAGAGGAUGGUUUGCAGAAAAUGAAACUUCCAAGUUCAACUCACUCUCUGAGCAUUCCACCAUUCACAAAGGAGGAGGGCGAAUUCUUACUUAAUCGCAUCCUAGAACUUCAUAGUCGCACUCUCACCCCCUCACAGAGAGGAGAAGUAAUCUCAGCUAUAGAGAGGUGCCCAUCCCCUAUAUAUGCUGUGACCCUCUCCGCCAUGGCCAGCCACUGGCACAGCUACACCUCAGAUAUGCAGAACAGAAUCAAAGGUUCCACAGAGGAGCAGUUUGGUUUGCUUCUGGACGAGAUGGAUGAGAAGUAUGGAGUUGACUGUGUUAAGCAAAUCCUGGGUUACUUCAGCUGUGCCAAAACUGGCCUAACUGACAAUGAGCUGAUAGACUUGGUGUUGUGUGAUAAGGUGAUAAUGAACAAGUUGGAUGGAGAUGCCUUCGCAGCUCGCUCUGUCUGGAACAGGCUCUGCAUCGACAUCGAGUACCUCCUGAUGUAUAGGAUGGUCUAUGGACUUAUAACUUUCCAAUGGAAGCACUCUGUUUUUGCUGAUUGUGUCAUGAAGAGAUAUUUUCCCAAGGCAGAAGAUAUCCAGGCGGUUCAUAGGCUGCUGAUGCAGUACUACGAAGGCAAUUUGAAGCUUAAUGUCUCACUGGGAUCCACCAUACCUCAGCCAAUCAAAUUUGGAAACACAUUCAACCUACGGAAACUGACAGAACUUCCAUAUCAGAUGGUGAAAUCAGGCUGUGUGGAGAAGGUGAAAACCCAAUGUUUGCUCAACCUGGAGUUCUUAAUGGCUAAGAUGGAAAGUGUCGGAGUUGAUGGGGUCAUAGAGGAUGUUGCCAUGGCAGUCCAGAUCAACCCCAAUGACCAGGAGUUACAGCAGCUAUAUCAGUUGCUGCAGAUGUCGGCUUUUGCUCUGAGUUUGGACCCCAGUAGGUUAUGGAUGCAAUUCACAAGUCAUGUGGGAAAAGCGUCACUCUGUCCACCAAUACAACAGCUGUGUGAUGAAAGCAAAUCUGUGAUCCAUGAUGAAGGAUGGUUUGAGACUAAAUCACCUGUCAGUCAUGUCUUGGACCAAAUGCCAUCUGAUGACAAAGUUGGCCAAGCCCUUGUUACUGGCAUUUUUAAGCUAAAAACUGACCCAGCACAUGUUGUAACUGUUUCCACCAGCCAAAAGAAGGUCCAGGUGUGGAACUUGACCUCUGGUAAAGCUGUGAGGACACUUAUAAAUAUCCCUCAGCCAAGAAAUGUCCGCAUGGUUGACGACUACAGAGCUGUUGUGCUUUGUAACCGGGAAUUGAAGGUGUUUGACUUGAACCAGGGCACCUUGCUGUCAGAAUUAAAAGGUGUCCUGAAUGUUGAACGACCUUAUUUUGAAAUCAUGGAUGAAAAUUAUGCUGUGACUUUAUCCAGGAACAGAAUGUAUGUGAACAUCAUGGAACUGGAGACUGGAAGCCAGGAGUCCACUUUCAAAGUGGGUGAGGACCGUUUCCUCGACAGCCUCUUUGUCAGUGCCGAUGGCCAGAUGUGUGUUUGUGGAGAUGAGGUCCAGAAGCCAUUUCCGCUGCUCGUGUGGGAUUUGCCUAACAAAAAGCUGAUCCAUGAUAUGCGCAUCCCUAACCAUGAGUUCCUUACCAGCAUGGCAGCCAUUUCUCAUGAUGGGCAGUACGUGGUGUCAGUGUGCAAGGAGGUUGAUGACCCUGCUCCAAACUUCCUGACCAUCUAUGACCUUCAGAGCGGUCAGAUGUACAAAAAGUGGACACCAGAGGUCAGCACCUGUGCAGUGGCCAUUUCGUCUGCUGGUCACUGUGUGGUCAACUGCCUGGAGACGGGGACCCUGAUGGUCUGGGACCUGGUAGCUGGAGGGUUAAGACAUGAGCUGUCAGGACAUAGACAAGGUGUGGACCGUAUCCUCAUUAGUGACAGUGGGACCAGAUGUGUCAGCUACUCCACCAACAAUAUAGAUCAGACAGUCAAAUUGUGGGAUUUGACCAAAGGAGCAUGCCUUGCUAGUUUCACCUCAGAUGUUCCACUGACCAGCUGUGAGUUGAGUAUGGAUGGCAAUGCAGUCAUUCUUGGGCUGGAAGGAAGAGAGGACAUUGUAGUACUACAGCUCUGCUUGAAGGAAGGAGGUUUGCAGAUGAUCACAGAUGGCAGCUAUGGGGAUGACUCUUUGAAAGACAAGGAGUUUGAUCCAAUGGCAAAAUAGAGUGCAUUUGUUAGCUUGUGACAAACACAGCCACUCUGGAUGAGACAGGGAAUAUGUAGUAGUGUCUGUGUAUGGAAUUAAACUAGAAGUGCAUAAAAGUCAGGUAUUUGUAACACCCAGAACUAUUGUAAAACCAAAGAGAUUUAUCACUAUGCAUAACAGUAUUAGAUGUAAGUCUAAGUCACGUGAAUAUAGAAGAUUUUUUUUAUAUUAUUAUUUUAUUAAUAUAUUUUUCUCAAAGCUCUUAGUAUCUUUCAAAAAUUAUAUGUAUUUGAUCUAUAUAUGUUUAUCUGUAAGCAACUUAAAUAU
This is a messenger RNA of Lingula anatina, 3577 nucleotides long. RefSeq names its product NACHT domain- and WD repeat-containing protein 1. The record is from RefSeq and is a predicted model, not a curated record. Lineage: Eukaryota; Metazoa; Brachiopoda; Lingulata; Lingulida; Lingulidae. Gene Ontology annotation, molecular function: protein binding.